Molecule: messenger RNA, 909 nt
Organism: Symbiodinium sp. CCMP2592
Lineage: Eukaryota; Dinophyceae; Suessiales; Symbiodiniaceae
Source: the annotation of a GenBank genome assembly
AUGAAAAUGUCCGUCGGCGAGGCAUGGAGGCUUAUCGGCGUCAAACCGACAGCGUCCAAGCUGGAGAUCAAGAAAGCCUUCAGGGAGAGGAUCAGGCAGGUGCAUCCCGACGUCACGGGAGACGACGGCACCAUGCUUCGCAAGGUCCAGGAUGCCUACCAGCUUCUCGAAGAGCUCCGAGACCCGACCGUCUACCACAGCUCUGUGGAGGAUGGCGUGCCGGAGUGGGCCUCGGGGUUGCUCCAGGGCAUCGAGUGGACCGCAGAAUGUAGCAGCUUUGCGGACUUCUUGUUGAAGCCGGACAACAAGGCUCUUGCUGUCGGCGAGCAGAGUGAGAGCACCGGCACGCGUCCGUGGGCAGCGGCAUGGGGGAAGUUCUCGCAGCAGGAUGCCAACUCCGAAGCGCUUCGUGUUUGUCGGCAGUACGGUGUGAAGUGCCGCCUGGUCUACGUGGGAAGUGGCUCAGGGCGAGUGCGAACUGUUGGAAUGGAUAGCUCCAGCGCAGACCAGGAGCGCACCUGGUGGAAAGACCAGUUCGUAAAGGGUGGCGAGCUCCCCGGCUUUGGGUGGAUGCCACCGGUCGAUCCGAAGAAGGAGAAGCUAGUUGGCUGGAAGACCAUCACUGAGGGUAGCGAGCAUUUGGGCGAGAAGAGGAUCCGAGUGCCCGUCUUCGAGCCGGUUAAGGGAGGCAUUCCCUACCUGUACUCUCCGGCAAAGCCGAGACAGCGGAUAUUUCUGAAGCGCACCCCUUUCAAGCGCGUGGAGAGCUUAUCGCGCAACAUGCAACGGUCGCGGCGGUCGCAACUGAGAGAGCAUAUCAUGUCCCUCAACCAGCAGAACGACGGCUGGUUCAGCGCAUCCGAGACCAUGCGAAACAUGAAGUCUUCCGGACGGAGUGAAAUCCUGUAG